Molecule: messenger RNA, 4287 nt
Organism: Closterium sp. Naga37s-1
Lineage: Eukaryota; Viridiplantae; Streptophyta; Zygnematophyceae; Desmidiales; Closteriaceae
Source: the annotation of a GenBank genome assembly
AUGGCGUCGUAUGCGGGAUUGCCGGAUGCCCGCUCUAUCGCCAUCCCCGGUUUAGGAUCAGACGGCAUCGGCUUGCGCCCGCGCGCCCGCCCCUCGCCUUGCCGUGCGCGGCCGCGCACCUCUGUGUCCCCCCGCCCACUGACCGCCAAGCCCCGCCCGUCGCUAAAUCCUGCGGCGCAUUCGUCGUCUUCGAAUGGAUGGGAUGGGGAAAGCGGGGGAUGUGGCGGGAGGCGGGGAAGGGACGGCCUGCGGAAAGGCGUGGUGGGGGGGCGGGCAUCUGGCGGGGCGUGCCGCGUGUGUGGGGCGCGCAGCUGCGUGUCGGGCGCUCGGAACGAGGGCUGGUGCGACAGAGAGCUGCAGGGGGAAGGGCAGGGGGACCAAGGGCAAGGGGGCGCGCAGGUGCAGGGGGAACAGGCGUGGCGGGGGGAGGGCGCGCAUAGGAAGGCGUCAGGAGCAGCGGAUUCAGGUUCCGGAUCGGAAAAAGAAACGGGACAAGGGGAACGGGCGCGGGAUGGGGAUGAGAGUGAGGAGAACGCGCACGUGGACAAUGCACUGCACGACCUGCCCGCCAGCUGGCACUGGCUGGUUGGUCGGUGGGCACGGCUGGGCGUGCAACUGUCGCGGAUGCGCAGCCAAUGGGGCAGGCUGGUGUUUGGGCCGGCAGCAGAGGAGCGCAUCUGGAGCGUGCCAUGGCAGGGAGACACCAUCUUUCAGGUCAUGUUCCUCUGGUUCCUGGCGUUCUGGCUCAUCGGCUCGUGGCUUGUGCCGCUGCUGGCACAGGCGCUGGGGCUGCGGCGAGCAGCCAUGUCGCUGCGAGCGCACGCGCUCUACAGCCUGCUCACUGACCUGGCAGAGAUGACCGUUGGCAUCGCCAUUCUCAACCGCUGCCUCACGCGCUUCCAGCCCCUCCCGCCGCACUGGUUCCCCGUGCACCUGUCAGGGCGCUGGUACCUGCAGGCGCUGCUCGCCUGCUCUUUCUUCCCCUUCGUGCAGCUUCUCUCCAAGCUCAACCUGCAGCUGCUGCCGCUGCCCCUCAAGUUCCAGGCCACCACGCACUUGGAGCAGUCCAUCCACUCGCAUGACCCCAUUGCCACGCUGCUCUAUGCCAUUGCUGUGGCUGUCUGCGCGCCUGUGUGGGAAGAGGUUGUGUUUAGGGGGUUUCUCCUACCCUCCCUCACACGGUACUUCCCCCUCUGGGCCUCAGUGGUGGUCACCCUUCGCUUACUCUUCUGCGCGUCCCUCGUCUGCGCGCCUCUCCUCGUGCCCGCCAGCGCCGCGCCGGGCGGGGUGCGGUGGCGCGACGUGGAUGUGGGCGAGCUGGGCAUCAUGCCGUCCCCGCUCUUCUCCUUCGACCGCGCGCCCCCCGUGAUUGAGGGGGCAGCUCUCCCCCGCCUUGGGGAGAUUGGGGAAGGGGCGGCAGGGGAGGAUGCUGGGGGUGUAGCGGCGGUGAAUGCGUGGCUUGCGGAACAAGGGGCGCAGGGAAUUGGGGGACCGGACGCCGCUGUUGGUGUGAGUUCGCGCGCACAUCCCCAACUGCCUCGCGCUUGUUGCGACCCCGCCACCUCCCCGCACUCCACUUCCCUUCCGCCACUGCGCACUUUCCCCUGCCCCCGUGGCGGCACAGUGCCUUUAAUCCAAUGCGAUGCAUGUGCGGCAUAUGUUCCCUCCCCCACGCCUUUCACGCCUGCGCCUCUGUUCCGCUCGUCCUUUCCCCCAGUACCCCCUCCCCCCCACCCGCCGGCUAUGCUACAACACGUGGGCGGGCCAUGCAGCUGCUGCGCCAUGCCUCCCCCGCACGCCUCUCAGCUCCUCUGCGUGCUUCCCCAUCCCCCUUCCAGGUUGAACCUCCCAAGCCUGCCGCGUGCCCUCACUCAGCUUAAAGGUCCCGGCAUAAGAGAGGCCAGGCCACAUUCACUGCAUUUGUCACCUCUCCCACUCCCGCUGUUCCCCUGCUUCAACUCACUCUCCCCUCCAUCCCUCUAUCCCUCCACUCUUCCCUUCCCACCGACCCACGCGUGUACGCAUCGACCCACCCACCGGCGCACCCACGCAUGCAGCACGGGCGCCAUGCUAGUGGCCCGGCAGCCCAUAGCAGCGGCAGCAGCGGCGCUGCUGGUGCCUGCACCGCUGCAGCAGACAGCGGACGGGCUAGCGGAGGGGGAGGCGAGGCAGCUGCCGUACAACGUGACACGCAAGGAGAAGCCCUGGACCGCUGCCUCCGUGCUCGCCGCCUGGCUCCUGCGCGAGCGCGCCAAGGGCGCCAAGUCCAAGUGGGCGGCGUUCAUCGGCAGCUUGCCGCGGUAUGCACCGCUGCCGGCGCUGUUUGAGCGCGAGGUGGUGGAGAUGUUGGACUACCCGCCCAUGAUGCGCCGGCUGGCGCUGUACCGGGCGGCGUUUGAGGAGGAGUAUCUGCGCAGCAAGGCCAAGGCCAUAGCGCGCGCCUCCAAGUCGCACUUCUUCUGGGCGCUCUCCCUCGUGCUCUCACGCGCGCUGCCGCUGCUGCCCUACACGCACAUGCCGCACGGCCUGCUGCCGUCGCAGCUGCCCGCCAGUGCUGCCACGGCCUCGCCCGUGGGCAAGGUGGUAGCAGCAGUGCGCGCCAAGGAGAGGGGCGACGACAAGGAAGACGCUACUGCUACUGCCGCUGCUGCUACUGCCGCUGCUGCUGGUGGUGCUGGUGCUGCAGCCGGGGCCGCGUCAGAAGCUGGUGCUGCUGGCAGUGGUGGCUCCAGUGAGGGGUUCUGUUCCGCGUCUGCAGGUGCCGGGGAGGGCGCUGCAUCCGCCCAGGGGUGCAGUGCGGUGCAGCAGCAGUGGGUGGGCACGAGUGCGGAGGAGCUAGCGCGCAGCAUGCAGUGGGUGGAGCAGUGGAUGGGUGCGGGCGCGGGGCAGGGCAGGCGCAGCCGCUUCAGUGCCCCGCUGCUGCUGCUGCCGCUGCCAGGUGGAUUCAUCCACUCGCACGAGCCCAAUGCCAAGUUGGAGUGGCAGCAUGGCACAGCAUCGGACCCUCAUGCCCCCUCCGACUCCGCACCACCUGUCACCAUCCGAGCCCUCUCAGCCAUCCCCGCCAACACGCGUCUCUCGCUCAACCUGGGUGCCCUCUCCAACGACGUGCUGUGGGCGCUGCACGGCCACCUGCCCGCCGCCAACCCGCACGACCGCGUGCCGCUCUUCCACACGCCCGACUCGCUGCUCGCCUUCCUGCUCUCGCUGCACCCGCUCUCCACGCCCGCGGGCAGUACCAGCGGCAGCGCAGCGCCAUCGCAGUGGUACGACCCUGGGCUGAGCAAGGAGCAGGAGGCGGCGCUGGCAGCGGCAGUGGAGGCAGCAGAGGACGCCGUGCACGCCGAGGUCAUGGCACACAGCAGCACCAGCAGCGGCAGCGGCAUGGCAGGCGCGCAGCAGCAGUACCCAGUGGCCCUGUCGCUGUGGGACGAGGUGGACGGUGGCGCGUACAACGCGGGUGCGGAUGGGCAGGUGGAGCCCCGCCUCGUGGCGGCGCUUGCUGCCGUGUGGUUCAAGUGGAAGCACUGGGAAGUGCAUGCGCCCCGCGCUCCUCUUUUCUCUGCCUUCUCAAUCUUCAUACUCGCCUCCCUCUUCCCCUCUCUCAUCUUCCCCCCUCCCCUCGCGCCCUCUCCCCGCGCCUGGCAACCCUGCUGGCCAGACCUGGACUGGCAGCAGCUGGCGCAAGUGGCCGUCUCCUUCUCCCGCAACCCCUUCCACCCAGCCUGCCCCCCUCCCACCGCAUCCCUCUCCAUCCCCCCUCACCUGGUGGCACCGCUCUCGGCGGCCGCCGCUGCCAUUGCGAAGCGUGCGGAGCAGCUGCUGUGGGCCUUCUCUUCCUCGCCACAGGAGGAUGAGCUCCUGCUGCAGCGCCUGGCUGCCUGCCGCCUGGCUCCACCGCCACACAGUGGGCCAGAUGCUGCAGGUUCUGUGGAUGGAAGCGCGGAGAGAGAAGAUGGGGCAGCGGAGGUUGCAGACAGCAGCAAGGAGGCUGUGGAAGAAGAGCAGGGAAGUGGACAGGGACGUGAGGGGAGCGCAGGCAAGGCAGGGAGUGGGACGGCUGGUGCAGAGGGGUGCAAAGGGGUGGAGUUUGAUGCGAGUGUGUGUACGGCGCAGGUGAUGCGCACGUUAGGGCAGCGGGAGAUGGUGGUGCGGUUCAGGCUGGGGAAGAAGCUGCUGCUGCAGCGACUUGCUCAGAGGCUUGAUAGCGGUGCAUGCAUCCAUGGUGUGGUGGAUGGUGCUGGGGAAGCAGCAGCUGCAGCAACGGCAACAGCAGCAUCAUCCUGA